AAAAAUGUCACUAGUUUAUAGAAAUCAAUUGUCCCAGCUUUGUUCCAUUACUAAAGAGAUACUUCUCCCUAGCCCUUUCUCUCUCCUAAUAGAAGAUUAUGAUAAUUUUAAAAAUCAAUCUCCCGAAUCUACUCAGGCCCUAAUUGAUGAAAUAGACCUUACCACCCAAGAGAUCACCAAAAUCCUUAAUGAUUUAAAAAUGGCCCACGAUUCAUGGCAAAACUUAAGAAUUUCAAUGACAGAAACUGAAAGGGCAACCGACAGCCAAAUCCUAGAGAAAUUCCUUCAAGAAACAGAUUAUAUAAAAAUUAUGUAUGACCUUAAACGGUAUCUGAGAAAGCUUCGGAAUUCCCGACAUGAAGUAGAAAGUAACUUACCUAAAACUAAACCUCAAUUUGACCAUUCACAUCUCCUUCCUGAACUUCCUCUUUUAAACCCUUCCCAGAACAGACCUUUUAAUGGAAAUACUCAAGACUCGUUAAAACCAGUUUAUACAAAUACUAGUGAUAAAUCUUAUCGAAACCGGACCCUCUCUAAUUUUUGCUCGUAUCCAAAUCCUUCGAUUACAGAAGAAUCCGAUGAGAAACUAGCUAAUAUUCCGACCCCCUCCAUUAAAAGUUAUAUUAAAGACAUGAAUAAAUUAGAUCCAAUCCCUAUCCCUCCUGGCUUUUCCCCUCUAGAAGAAAUAAAUGUUGUAGAGAACCCUAACGAUUUAAACAAUCAGAUGAGUGAAGAAAUUGUAUUGGAUAAAAGAAUUACAAAUGAAAUUAUUAAUAAAAGACCCAUUAGUCCCCCUCCCGGCUUUACUCCUAUUGAUGAAGUUUGUAUUAUUAGAAAUAUUUGUAAAGAAUUCACCCCCUUAAAAGAGACUAUAAAUGAAGAUAAUGAAGCUAAAGCUUAUAAUUAUUCAAAAGAAAUGCCCCUUGUUUUAACAAAUAACUCAAUUCCCGAUUUAUUCCCAGAACGUCCCCUUAUAUCUCUUGAAAAUCUACAACAGUCUAUUUCACCUGUUAAUUUUAAUUUUUCAUUUGGAACUACUAAUAUUAAUUCAUCAGAAACUGAUUAUAUUCUUACAUCAGAAGAGAUAUUGGAAGAAAAUAAACCAUUACCCCCCACGCUUAAUUAUCUGGAAAUUUUUUGUAUAGAAAAAGGAAAAGAAAGCCCAAUACCUCGUAAAAGACAAAGGAAAAAAUUACCCAAACAAUUAAACCGAGAACCAACGAUUAUAAACAAUUCCCGAUCCGAUGUUAUUGCCUGUCAAAUACAUCUUAAGAGAUUGAAAAUAAGCCCUCGGAAUAACCGUAAAUACUGUAUUAACCCCUUUAAGUUUAAUGCUAUUUUAAAUGGUUUUAAACAAAUCCAUGAUCAGAAUCCUUGCUCUCCCCUACCUUCAUUAAAAAUGUCCCGAAUAAAAGGAAAUGAAAGUCUUACUCCUAAAAACCUGUUUUCUACUUUGGCUAAUCUUAAUUUGUCUGAAAUACAAUGUGUUCAUCAUUCUGUGAUUAAUUGGAAGGAGAUUCUUUCGAAAAUUAAACAACACGAUACGUUGAUGCAUAUUAUUUAUUAG
Meloidogyne enterolobii is the source of this 1567-nucleotide messenger RNA. NCBI's taxonomy places the organism in Eukaryota, Metazoa, Nematoda, Chromadorea, Rhabditida, Meloidogynidae. The record is from the annotation of a GenBank genome assembly.